CAGACCUCCUGGGAGCAGGCUGCAUUCUGGCUGCUCCUGGCAUCAGGUGCAGCUGCAGGUGACCUCUGUGCUGCACGAAUGACCGCGAGGGACUGGGCCACGUGGCUGCCCCCAGCCCUGCUCCUCCUGCACGUCCCAGGCGGUUUCUCUCUGAGCUGCCCCUACAGCGUGACGGGCACCGUGGGGGGGUCCCUGAGCGUGCAGUGUCAGUAUGAGAAGGAGUUCAGGACUGGAAACAAAAUCUGGAGCACCUACAGGGACGACAUUGUGGCGACUGGAUGGUCAGAGAGAGAAGUGAGGAAUGGCCGGGUGUCCAUCAAGGACUACCCUGAAAGCCUGACCUUCAGAGUGACCUUGGACAACCUCACGAUGGAGGACAGUGGCAAUUACUGGUGUGGGAUCCAAAGUCGUCCCAUCGACGGAAGUCACCAGGCUUGCCAGGUCAAGGUGUCGGUGUUCCCAGACGAUUCUUCCUUAAAGAGCCCUGCCCUUGCUUCAUGGGAGCCAAACCAAGGGGACCCAAGUAGACGAAUCUUCCCUGUGUUUUCUUCUGCCUUUCUCCUGAGUCGCAGUGAGUUUCGAGUUUCGUCUUCUCGGUUUUCAUUUCCCUGCCAUGCCCCGUGUGGGUGCUCGUCUCUGAGGGAGGAAGUGAACCCCGGCAAGCCUCUCUGCCCAGCUGGCCUCACCACGGCCCCUCUCCCAGGGCCCACCAGGCGCGGCUCUCCAGAUCUUUCUUCCCGGUCACACCCCCCAGAGCACAGUCCAGUGGUCUGCUUGGAGCCAUGGCCCGGCUCCUCCACAGCCUCGACCGCAGCCCCCAGCCCCGACAGCGUCACCGGCACCGAGGGUCCUCCCACGUUCCUGCCAGCAGGCACCCGGCCCAGCUCCUCCGGGCAGGACAGCCCCGAUCCCAGCCCACACCCUCGGUGCCUGCUGGACAGAUCCUACUUCCUGCUCCUGGUGCUCCUGAAGCUGCCCCUGCUCGUGGGUGCGCUGGGUGCAGUGCUGUGGGUGGGCGGGCCCUGGGGAAGCCUCAGGGCCAGGCAGUGCCGGCCCAGUGAUGAGGCCCAGUAGCCCCGAUGCCCGUCAAUGCCCUGCCAAGCCACACAGCCCCUCUUGUUUAUGGGAACGACCUUCUGACCAAUAAAUCCAUGCUUUUAUCAGAACACUCUGUAAA
This is a messenger RNA of Microcebus murinus (gray mouse lemur), 1177 nucleotides long. The record is from RefSeq and is a predicted model, not a curated record. NCBI's taxonomy places the organism in Eukaryota, Metazoa, Chordata, Mammalia, Primates, Cheirogaleidae.